AUGGCAGACCAGCGGGCUGUAGAGGAACGACAGCGCCCAUGGGUGACUGUGCGAUGGCUCCCGAUGAGCACCAACAUACGGUCCCUAGGCGAAUGGUUUGUCAACGAUCGUGAAGGCUGGAACUAUGCUGACGAAGACUUAGCACACUUCGGAACUGCUUUGGACAGAAUCGGCAACUGGGUGCUUGCUCACGAUCUGGAGAUGUACACAACUGAAGAUCUUCAUGCUCAUCUCGAAGCAUCGACCCAGAUCGAUUUUCGCCUUUCCAACACCGCUGUUCGCGAUCUUGUCGCAAUGUUGGUUGGUUUUCGAAUCAUCCAAGAGGUGAAUGUCUAUGGUGGUUUGCUCUGA
Messenger RNA from Aplosporella prunicola CBS 121167, 351 nucleotides. RefSeq lists its product as uncharacterized. The transcript has a single exon. Lineage: Eukaryota; Fungi; Ascomycota; Dothideomycetes; Botryosphaeriales; Aplosporellaceae. Bases 1 to 351 code for a protein of 116 amino acids. The record is from RefSeq and is a predicted model, not a curated record.